Molecule: messenger RNA, 1165 nt
Organism: Cucurbita moschata (crookneck pumpkin)
Lineage: Eukaryota; Viridiplantae; Streptophyta; Magnoliopsida; Cucurbitales; Cucurbitaceae
Product: AT-hook motif nuclear-localized protein 23-like
Exons: 1
Coding region: 223-999 (258 amino acids)
Cellular component (GO): nucleus
Molecular function (GO): minor groove of adenine-thymine-rich DNA binding; DNA-binding transcription factor activity
Source: RefSeq, a predicted model, not a curated record
GAGAGAGGCAUGGAGAGAGAAAGCUUGGGUUGUCUCUAAUGGCUUCUUCUUCUUCUUCUUCUUCUUCUUUUCAUGUAUUUAUAAUUCCAAACUCCAACAGUACCAUCUCAAAUUGCUCUUUAAAUUCAUAAAAAUUUCACCUUUUUUUUAAUAUUAUUCAUAGUUUUCUGUUUAAUUCCUUUUCUUUUUCAUCCUUAUAAUAAGCUUUGAGUCCCUCCAUCCAUGGCUGGCCUGGAUUUAAGCAAUCACUAUAUUCACCAACUUCAAAGGCCUGAUUUCAACCACCACCAACACCACCACCACCACCAGCCGCCGCCGCCUCCUCCACCCGAUUCUCAAUCGUGUCAUGACACCGAAUCUCAUCAUCUCGCCACCGAUACGGUGGCGUCUCGCCGACCACGCGGUCGUCCACCCGGUUCCAAAAACAAACCAAAGCCACCAGUCAUCAUAACUCGAGAAAGCGCAAAUACCCUAAGAGCUCAUAUUCUCGAGAUCGGCGGUGGCUGCGACGUCUUUGAUAGCAUCGCUUCCUACGCUCGCCGCCGUCAGCGUGGGAUCUGCAUCUUGAGUGGCAGCGGAAUGGUAACGAAUGUCAACUUACGACAACCGACCGCGGCGGGAUCUGUGUUAACCCUACAAGGUAGGUUUGAGAUAUUAUCGCUCACUGGAUCUUUCUUACCGCCACCGGCUCCUCCCGGCACCACCAGUUUGACCAUAUACUUGGCUGGUGGGCAAGGGCAAGUGGUCGGUGGUAACGUUGUCGGAGAAUUGAUGGCAGCCGGGCCAGUGACGGUGAUCACCGCUUCGUUUACGAAUGUAGCAUAUGAGAGAUUGCCACUGGAAGACGAAGAACAAGAACAAGAACAAGAACAAGAUCAGGUUCAGAUGCAACCACCGACAUCGCACGGAAACAAUAACCCAUUUCCAGAUCCAUCUUCAGGGCUUCAGUUCUUCAAUUUGCCUGUAAAUAUGCAGAAUCAAAUUCAGCUACCAUUCUGAAAUAUUAAUGUUCUUGUUCAUGGGAAACUCCGAAUUAAAGGUAAGAACUUUCAAAAGGUUUCAUGGGAUUCAAUUAAUAAUGUCUCUUUUGUGGAUUGUUGUAGUUGUUUAAUUAUCAAAAUCUUCAUCUUUUUUACUUCUUAAUUUGUGUAUGGUGAUGAACAAA